AAAAAAGGCAAAAGGCCUCAUGCUUCAUGCAAUGUUACUCGAGAGCCCCGAGCCAAGAUCUGUUUUAUGAGUUUUUUUUGUUUGUAUAAAUAUAUGACGACCACUAUACUAUCCUUGGCUCAUGCCUCGAUCUGACAAAUAAAAAAAAGAACGAAAAGAAGAGUGUCGAUCUAAGAAUUAAGAUCAUGAUGAGUUCAAGUAUACGGAAAGAAGUGGGUUUUGUGGGUUUAAUCAUAGUGUUGGGUAUAUUGAUAUUCAUGCCCAAAAUUGCAACUAGUUCUAAUAACCAAAUUAAGGAAAAGUUGUUAAGAUUCAACAAAAAUGGAGAAUUCAAAAUACUUCAAAUCUCAGAUAUGCACUACGCCAAUGGUAAAGCCACUGCUUGUAGAGAUGUGUUCCCCUCUGAAUUCCAAACAUGCUCUGAUCUCAACACCACUGAUUAUUUACGCCGUUUCAUUCACGCUGAAAACCCCGAUCUAAUAGUUUUCACGGGUGACAAUGUUCAUUCAAUGGAUGCCGAUAACUAUAAUAGAUCCAUGGACGAGGUAUUUGCACCCGCAAUAGAAUCAAACAUCCCAUGGAUUGCUAUACUUGGCAACCACGACGUGAAUACACUGGUUACUGGAAUCCCAAGACAAGCUGCGAUGGAACACAUUGUGGGAAUGAAGAACACAUUAUCCCUUCUCAAUCCUUCAAAUCUUGAAGAAGAUGAGUUGAUUUGGGGAUGGGGUAAUUACAACUUGGAGGUAGCUGGUGUUGAAGGUUCCCCUCUUCAUAACAAGUCUGUCUUAAACCUUUAUCUCCUUGAUACCGGUGAGUACACUUACAGCUUUGUUCCCACUUUUUAUGUGGGAUAUGAAUGGAUCCAACCAUCUCAACAAUCUUGGUUCCUUCGCACUUCUAAACAACUUCAAGAAGCUUAUAUGAGCGAACCAAUACCCCAACAAGAACCUGCUCCAGGGUUGGUAUUCUUCCACAUCCCUCUACAAGAAUUCAACAACAUUAGUAAGUCAGAAAUGGUGGGUGAAAAACAAGAGUUUGUGCAUUGCUCAGGUGUAAAUUCAGGCUUCUUUGACACAAUGAAUGCAGCAGGGGAUAUUAAGGCAGCUUUUGUAGGACAUGGUCAUACCAAUGACUAUUGUGGUAAGCUUUGUGACAUUCAACUUUGUUUUGGUGCUGGGUUUGGGUACCAUGGAUAUGGUAUUGCUGGUUGGCCCAGGAGGGCCAGAGUAAUUAAUGUUAAGUUGGAUAAAACUCAAGAUGGUAAUUGGGGUCCUGUUAACUCUAUUGUUACCUGGAAGCGACUACAUGAUGAUCGCCUAACUGUUAUAGAUCCUGAAGUUCUUUGGACCUCUAUUGGUCGAGAUCAAUCUGUCUCUUUCUAUAAACCGAUUAUGAGCGAAUAACUUGUGUAAGCUUAUCUGCUGUUGCUGAUGCUGAUGGAAACAUUCUCAGAUACAGAUACAUAAAGACGUAGUAUUAAACUACCAGUUUUUAAGUUAUAAAUGAGAUUUGGUAGUGUUUGAUAAACACCUGGGUUCACAAAUUCUUAUUUACAAUGGGUGUACAAUAAAUAUUGUACAUUGAAGUAAAAGUUAACUCAAAAUGCUUAAAAGUUAA
This is a messenger RNA of Spinacia oleracea (spinach), 1620 nucleotides long. RefSeq names its product probable inactive purple acid phosphatase 29. Gene Ontology annotation, molecular function: hydrolase activity, acting on ester bonds. The transcript is spliced from 3 exons. Gene Ontology annotation, cellular component: cytoplasm. Lineage: Eukaryota; Viridiplantae; Streptophyta; Magnoliopsida; Caryophyllales; Amaranthaceae. The record is from RefSeq and is a predicted model, not a curated record. Bases 186 to 1406 code for a protein of 406 amino acids.